Molecule: messenger RNA, 2060 nt
Organism: Dimorphilus gyrociliatus
Lineage: Eukaryota; Metazoa; Annelida; Polychaeta; Dinophilidae
Source: the annotation of a GenBank genome assembly
CCUCACUACGUUCGACGCGUCACCAUACGCUCAGGGCGUUUCUUUUCAUUUCUAGCCAACGCUUCGAGCGGCGCUAACGUUAAGGAUGUCGUCGGAGAACGCCAUAAAAAAUUCUUCAAAUUCUACGUUGAAUUUUACAGAAGAUUUGCUCAAUCAUUUUGUAAUUGAUCAUUAUAAGCAAACUGUUUUAACGAUUAAAGAAACUCAGACAAUUAUUCUGUUGGCUUUAUAUGCUCCUAUCCUUUUCGUCAGUUUAAUCGGAAAUGUGUUAGUUUUACUUGUUAUUCUGCCAAAUCGACACUUACGAAGUAUUACAAACUGUUUUAUUGUUAACUUAAGCUUUGCUGAUUUAUUGGUGACUGUCAUCUGUAUACCAAUGUCGGUCAGCAUUAAAGUUUAUCAUUUAUGGAUUUAUGGAGAGUUCAUGUGUAAAAUUACCUGGUAUUUGCAAGGUGUUUCGUGCUCAGCAUCUGUUUUAACUAUCAUGACGUUGGCCUUUGACAGACAUCUUGCUAUCAAGCAUCCAAUUAAAUUUCGAAAGUUUAGCACUGGAAAUUAUGCUUGGAAAUUCAUAUCAGCAAUUUGGUUAACGUCAUUAGCAAUUAUGCUACCUUUGUGCAUUGUGCGAGAGAUCAGAUUCGUUUAUCCAUUCACAGGUGUAGUCUCCCAGGAGUUGCCUUAUUGUAUGGAGACAUGGUCCAGCGAUGACGUUCGGAUAGCAUAUGGAUUUCUACUUUGUGUAUUUCUUUUUGUUCUACCCACAUUAGUAUUAGUCUAUAGCUAUUCAGUUAUUGGUAAACAGUUGUGGAGGGAAAAUGCUGGCAUUCCAGGAGAAAUCCAGCAAAGAAAGAUAAAUCAGUCUCAAUUACAUAAAGUUAUGUUAAAUAGACGAAAAGUUGCGAGAAUGUUGGUGAUUUUAGCGUUGCUGUUUGCCAUUUGUUGGAUACCUUAUUACAUUAAUUCCAUAUAUUUGGAUUUUGUACCACCCACUGAUAAUUCUGCAAGGAAAGCUUCUGGAGCUUUAUCAUUUACUACUUAUUUGGGGCAUUUCAAUUCAGCUAUUAAUCCGAUAUUAUACUGCUUUAUGAAUGCAACAUUUAGAAGAAGCGCGCGAAAGCUCUUUUGUAGAUCUUGCUACAAAAAGAAGAUGAAUAAGACUAACGAAGGAAAUGUGGACAUGAUGGUUAUUUAUUCACAGCUGAGAUCGAAUAAAACUCGCACAUGUCCCAUUAACAAUAAGCGACACCUUCUACCUCCUCCUCCUUUAGACUCCAGAAGGAAAUUUUCUUCUCCUAGAUCGACUGGAACACGGACUACGUCUUCCGAAACGAGUUGUCCAACUCGCUCGUCUAAUGUAAGCCAAAGGUCAUCAGAAACUAGAUCCACAUUUAAAAGAUCACCUGAAAUCGAACUAGAGGGGGCCACUUGCCAAGCUGAGAAAUCAACAAAUAGCGUUUUGGAAAUUCUCGAACAAUAUUUUGGAGAUAAUAUCGAUAGAAAACGAAGAGAAAUGUUCAACUGCACUCUUAGUAUACCUACAACGAUUAACGAGGAAACAUCUCGAAGUAAUAUUAGCCAAUCCCCAAUUGCUGAUAGACAAACUAUGGCACAGAUUGCGGAAGAUGACGCUAAUCAAGAUAUAGUUGCUGGGAAAGACUUUUAUUUAGAGUCCGAUUCUUCCUAUAGAUUAUCCAGAUUCUUCCAGAGCACAAGAGACAUAGAAGUGUUGAAGGGCGACUUUGAAGCUAAUUUUCGAGAUUAAUAUAUAACAAAGGGCGCAUACUGUUUACAAAGUAUAUUUUUAAAUAUACAGCGCAAAUGUUAUAUUCAAUCCCUUUCUCCUUGAAUUUAUCACAAUCAAUUUAAUUCUCUAAGAAAGAAAUUCUGCAGCUCGACUUGUAAUUAAUAAUUUGAAAAGCACAAUGGAAAUUAUAUGUAUAUAAAUGCACUAUAUAUACAACAGUUUAUAUUAAAACUUGAACAUAUUAUUUGUUCAGCUUUACAUUACAGAGUGUUCAAGAUAAUUUAAAUAUAAAAUAUAUGUCUAUGUAUACGUUGAA